Messenger RNA from Candidula unifasciata, 1443 nucleotides. The record is from the annotation of a GenBank genome assembly. NCBI's taxonomy places the organism in Eukaryota, Metazoa, Mollusca, Gastropoda, Stylommatophora, Geomitridae.
AUGGAUGCCAGACGAUGUAUGUAUAAUUCCAUAAUCAUGGACAGUGAAGAUACUGACGUGAUUUCCGUCACGGACGUGUAUGAUCAGGCAGCAGGGAUAGCUCAUGAAUUCGACAAGCUGAUCCAUAACUUUGGCAAUGAUUCGGUGACAGAACUGAUGCCCAGGGUAAUUAAAUCCCUGGAACAGUUGGAGACGUUAGCCACAAGGUAUGAAAGAGAUGCUGAAGAAAUUAAUCAGUUGCGAUAUAAGGUGGAGAAAUUGGAAUCAGAGAAGGCGGAGAAAGCGCAGGAGAGAGCGAAAUACGACCAGGAGUUGGAAACUAUAGAAGAAAACUGGCAGUCCGAGGUGAAGGAGCUGCUCUCGGUUGUGAACAGGCUGCAGGACGAGAAUAAGAGACUUAAAGAUCAUGCCCGCAACGAGAAGCAUGCUGUGGUUGCUGAGUUUGUGGCUAAACGGCAAGAAACGGAAGAAGAGGAAAUAAAAAUCCUGACUAAACUCAAAGAAACUGUGGACAAACAGAGAGAGGAGCUGAGGACUAUGAAGCGAGAGCUUGGGCAGAAGGGAGUGGAUUGUGAUGCUUUGCAAGCACAGCUGGAGCGCAUUGCCAAAGUCAACGCCGACCUGCGCCGCAAGAACUCCACGCAGAAGAAGCAGGCGCAGGCUUUGCUGCAGGAGAAGCUGGAGCUGGAGACGCAGCUGCACACCAAGGAUAACGAGGUGGAGCACAUCAAGAGGUUGAUCUCAGAGCAGGAGAAGUACGAUGAGCAGCGAGCUGCCGUGAAAGAAGCCAUUGCUGUCGGCAGGAGUAUUGAUGUUGAAGAUGAAUCCGAGAACAAAGAUGCUGAUGGCCAGCCGGUGAAACCACUAAUGAUCAGAACCCAAGGAAUCAGCUCUUCCAUAGAAACUGACUCAGACCAUGGUAGUCAGGUUACCAGCCCAGGCAGUCCCACAACUGGGUUUGAUCUUGAUGGCAAGCUGGUCAUUGACCUCAAGGAUCCAAACCGACCCAGGUUUACCCUGCAGGAGCUAAGACAGGUUUUGAUGGAGAGGAAUGAACUAAAAACUCGGCUCAUUGAAGUGGAGGAGGAACUAGGUCACUAUAAGCCCAAAGAUGAGCUGAACCCUAACCCUGACGCUAAGGAUGAAGAGGAAGAGAAAUCUUCCUAUUCUGGAGAGGAAGUCCUGGUCUAUGGACCGAUCAACAGGGAACCCGACGAGAAAAUGGGCAUUAAGAAGGAAUCCGGAAUAAGAAAAUUAUUCCUACACGUCAUUAAGACAGGAUUUGAUUUGCUAGUUGGUUCAGAUGUAGAAGAGGAAGAAGAAGUAGAAGAAGAAAGAAGACACAGAGAUAUAGCCACAAUCCCAAUUUUUGGUUUUUUAUUUUCGGAUGGUUCACCUCAGCCUCAGAGACCACAGCGGAAGAUGAACACACCAGCCCAGUAG